Molecule: messenger RNA, 3905 nt
Organism: Apis mellifera (honey bee)
Lineage: Eukaryota; Metazoa; Arthropoda; Insecta; Hymenoptera; Apidae
Product: beta-1,4-glucuronyltransferase 1
Exons: 7
Coding region: 895-2406 (503 amino acids)
Source: RefSeq, a predicted model, not a curated record
AGCUUGCCCAUGAUGUUGAUGGGCCCAGCAAAGCAGUCGGAUGCUGUUGCUCGAACAGUGUAGUGUUGUUGGGGGUGGUUAUUUCGAUCGCACGUUUCUCGUCCCUUUCUCUUUGAUCUGAUGUCACACUCUUAGCUUAGAUAUUUUUUGAGUUGGAACGUUUAUACCGGCUUCGCCGUCGCAACAUACACAUAUGAUUGCCUGUAACUGUUUGUCUCUAUAUGUUUUCUCCCUUACGGAACGACUUAAACACUCUGCAGCAUUGUGUGACGUAUUCUCGAAGUGAAGAGACUUCGUGAUUAGCGAGCCGUGUUAUCGAGUAAACGUGAAUCAACACAAGUUUCGGUAUACGAGUAUACAUCGUCUCCCGGUGAAAGAGACGUGGAAGUCGAGCAUCGUGUGUCACAAUGCACAUCGUCCUGUACUUUUUGUGACUGAACGUGAUCGGGAUAAUUCGUGGUGUAACUGCACACUAGGUUGAACUGCGUCGACAACAGAGCCGAAAAAUUGUGCGCGACAUUUUUGUUAACAACUCGGCGCCGGAGAUGUCAUACUAAAAAGACCUACGAGGGCAAGAGGUAGGAGGUGAGCGACCGGUCAAAGAGCCACUCCACGGUUGGGGUACCUAGGAAAGAGCGACACGAAGAGGGAGAGUCACGGCGUGUAUAAUCAAUAAAGUCGGGAAGGAAAAUAAAACGAUGGAUAUUAUAAAACGAUGAAACGAGGUUGACGAAGAGGGAGGGGGAGUCGAAACUGGGCGGAAUGAUGCCCAGAUCCUGAUCGCGGAGCAUCACGGGCCCCGCAGGGGUGGGGAGGUGGACGGAGGAAGAAGGGGAGGACGGUAGGAGGGGAGGCGCCGUUGGCCACGAGGACGAGAGCUGGGGGGGGUGGAGAAUGAGCAUGUUGAGCAUAUUGCGUAGAAAUUGGGCACUACGGGUGUCGGUGGUGCUCAAUAUCUGCGUGUUGCUCUACGUAUGCGCCCAUUACGGCUCCUCCGGGCCCUGGAUCGAGGAGCCGCCGACCAACUGGGCGGCGCCGCUGCAAUCGGAGACGUUCGGCGGCGUCGAGGCUGUGAACGGCACCCAGAGGGGCGCCGCCACCUCGUCAGCUGUGCCCACGGCCAAGGAGGGCGCGGGCAAGGGCGCCCGCAACACCACCGGCCAGAUAAGGGCGAGGCAUCUCGUUACGAGGCCGACGGCCAACGACGAGGCCAGGCCCGACGGAGCCGAGUCGCGCAGGCGCAAUCAGACGGUGAAGAGCGACACGCCUGUGAUCCAGCCAACGAUGAGCCUAAAGGAAGCUGUGCCGUGCAACGAAAAAUCGAUGGAACCGAGGAGGGCGCAGCGGGGUGAUUACUGGGUCCUGUACAAUUAUGUGCCUAUGAGCAUGGCGGUGAGAUGCUGGGAGAGCGUUACCUACACCACGCACGCCGAUUACACGUUUCUGGAUAAUCUGGAACCGUUGCUUGAACGAUGGAGGGCCCCGAUAUCGAUCGCGAUGCACGCCCCUGGGACAGACUUUGCGGCGACUCUCGACGCCAUCAAGUACUCGAGAAACUGUGGCAGCCCACUGGUCUCCCAGCUGGUCACCUUCCAUGUAUUCUUCAGUAGCAAACACGUGCCAAAAGUGGUACCCCCAACCGAGAAAAUUAUAUCCGACACGUAUAACUGCACGCUUGGACCACCAUGGAUAAACGUUACGCUUUCAAAGAUGUAUAAAAACGAGAAGAAAUUGCUAUACCCUGUGAACGUAGGCCGUAAUAUAGCGCGUGAAUCGGCACCGACGUUCUAUGUAUUCGCCAGCGAUAUCGAGCUUUAUCCGAAUCCAGAUUUGCCGGCAAAGUUCCUCGAGAUGAUCAGAAGGAGAGACCAGCCCGCCCUCUAUAAGCCUAAUCCCAAAGUUUUUGUACUAUCCAUCUUUGAGGUGGACGAGAAAAGUCAACCGCCUAACAAUAAAACACGUUUGGUUCAGAUGUUGAAGGCUGGUACGGCUAUUCCUUUUCAUAAAAAAUUGUGUUCCGGCUGUCACAACGUUCCUCGAAGUAAAGAGUGGCAAGAAGCACCGGAAACCGAGGAUCUUCACGUGUUUCACGUCGGCAAAAGGACUGGCAGUUUCGUUCACUGGGAGCCAAUUUUCAUCGGGACCAAUAAUGAUCCUCUGUACGAUGAGAGGCUUAGCUGGGAGGGGAAAAGCGACAAAAUGACACAGGGUUACGCGUUGUGCGUUCUCGAUUAUGAUUUUCUCAUCUUGGACAAUGCAUUUCUGGUCCAUCGGCCGGGUAUUAAAAUCUUCAAGAAGGACCCUCACCGUGAAAUGUUGACAGUUAAGACGAACGCAUUGAUAAGAAAGAUCAUCGUUCCAGAAUUGAAGAUUCUUUAUGGGAUACGAAAAGGUUGUGCCGUGUAGCCCGUAGUGAAACGAGCGCAACGUGUGCUCCACAGGUGUUUUCCGAUCAAGUGGCAACACCCGAAAUCAUUUUUGACACCUAAAAUAACCGAAACAUAUGAUCGAUGGCGCUCGCAACGCCCAACAAUUUGGUUUAAUCACGCAUGGGGAUCAUGUUCAUCCGCCAUUCCUGAGCAUUUUCGGUGUCGAGACUAACUUGAAGAACGUUCAUUGCGAUUAAAAGAUCGUCGACGGUUGAAAAAUGAUGCCAAUUGAAUGGUGCCGAAAAAUAAUAGUUUGUUGGUUAGGUUUCUAACCUUGCAAAAGUUUCAGCAAACUUCUCCUAUGAUCGUUAGUUCCUGUAAUUCCUCUUCAUUUCUCAUCGAGCUGACUUCUUCAUCUUCUUUGCAGUACAAAAGUGUGAUGGCAGCAUAAAAAAAAAAAAAGAAAAGAAAGGGAAUACUGACAUAAAAAAAAUGGGAAUCAAUUUAUUGAGAGAUUCAAAAUCGAUAGAAGUGUAGAAGAUGCUUUUCGUGAUAAUGAUCAUAAGUAGUUGUUUUCAUUCUAAAAGAAUCAUGUUGCGUAUAUAUUUUUCACCUGAGAAUGUUAGAGAUGAACGAUUGUACAUAUUAUAGCGUUUUAAAACGGUGCCUCGUAUAUAUACUUGUACAUUUACAAGAAUGCUGAAUGGUGUGUCGAUGAACACGUGCAUUUUUGUCUCAUUCUACGAUUUCCCCGAAGAGGAAACACAUAACGUAUCUAACGCGAACGACUGUGGUCAUAGAAAUAUGCCAAAAAGGUACACUGCUCAAGUUUAAUUAAGGGAAUAAUAGUGUUUGGAAAAUGAAAAAAAAAAAAAGUUCAUUUUUUUUAUUAUUAUUAUUAUUUCAAGCAGUGCACGUAUAUAUUAAUAAAUCAAAACUCUGUAACUCAGAAAUUUGAAUUUGAAAAACUAGUCUUGAACAUUUUUUUGGUUCCUAUAACUUUCCAAAAAGUUUAUAAUAAAAAAAAAAAAUGUAUUUAUGAAAAUUAUUUAUUGCGUGCAGAGUUUUGUAGAAUUUAUUGCAAACCAAACGACUGAAGUCGACGUUUUUCGACUUUUAAGUUUUAAUCCAAUGCAUUUAUGUGCAUAUGCAUGAGCAUAAUUAAGGCAUAAUUUCAUGCUUUAAGGUUAAAUGUCUUAUUAAAAGGAAAAAAAAAAAAAAGAUACAAAACACAAAUUUGGAAAAGAAAAAGGAUAAAUGAAUUAUAUACUUGAGCAACAUAUAAAAUGCCCGAGUAAUAAAUGAAUAAUUUAACGAUUUAAUUUCGUUCUCGAACGAAUGCCGUGGUAAAAGAAUCAAACAGGACUACUCGCGAAUCAAGGAACAUUUUACUCUCCCAAGACUGAAAAACAUUUGAUAACAGUUUACUAGGCAAUUUUUGUCAUAAAGAUCUUCGAAUGUCAAGUCAUUAGUUAUUUAAUGAUUCUUUUAUUAUAGUGUAACCAAUUAAGGUAAAUAUAUUAAUCUUUCUUUGUA